AUGAAGAUGGAGUGGACGCGCGGGAAAUGCAUCGGGAAGGGCGCGUUCGGCACCGUGCACUUGGCCGUCCACAGGGCCACCGGCCGCGCCUUCGCGGUCAAGUCGGUCGACGCCAAGGGCGGCGCGCCGGCCGCGGCGAUGGCGUGCCUGGAGAGCGAGAUAAGGAUCCUGAGGCAUCUGUGCUCGCCGUACGUCGUGGCGUACCUCGGCGAUGACGCCACGACCGCGUCCAGGAACCUGCACAUGGAGCUCGUCUCGGGCGGGAGCGCGGCGGAGGCGGCGGUGGCGAGGGGCGCGGCCGGCCUUGACGAGCGCGCGGCGCGGUGCGUCCUGCGCCGGGUGGCCGCCGCCCUGCACUACCUUCACGACGUCGCCGGGGUCGUGCACGGGGACGUGAAGGGGAGGAACGUGCUCGUCGGCGGCGACGGUGCCGGGUACGACGGCUCGAAGCUCGCCGAUUUCGGCGCGGCGAGGCUUGUGUCGGAGCCGGCGCCGCGCGGGCCCCGUGGCACGCCGGCCUGGAUGGCGCCGGAGGUGGCCCGCGGUGGCUCGUCGACGCCGGCGUCCGACGUCUGGUCACUAGGGUGCACGGCGGUGGAGCUGCUAACCGGGACGCGGCCGUGGUCGGAAAUCGGCGGCGCCCUCGAGGUCGGCGAGCUGCUGCUCCACAUCGGCUACGGCGGGAAGCGACCAGAGCUCCCCGCGUGCCUCUCCGACUCCUGCAGCGACUUCCUCGACAAGUGCCUCCGCCGCGACGCUGGCGAGCGGUGGAGCUGCGAGCAGCUCCUGCGCCACCCAUUCCUCUCCGCGGACACCCACGACGCCGGCGAGCCGUCGCCGUCCCCGCGAGCGGUUCUUGACUGGGCGGCGUCGGACUCGGACUCCGAUGCGUCCUCCGAUUGCCAUUUGGAGGCCGACAUCGAGGACGAGGUGAUCAUGGCGAGCGCCAAGGAAAGGAUUGCCGAAUUGGCAUCAGACAGGCCGCGCCCAAGCUGGGUGAGGGAGCUGGAGGAAGGCCCCACCUGGGCGUCCGACACUUGGGCCCCACCGCCCAGUCUCGAGAUGUCAACCGAUGUAGUAGUACUACCACUGGUACCAUCGCCAUCCGACGCUGCCACAGUCGCUGACGCGGGAAAUGGCGGCGCCGGUGGGCCCGCCGUAAGCCGUGACGGCGUCCUCGUGACCGGCGGGAGCGACGGCGGAAGCCGCCGUGUCGACGGCCGUUGUUGGCGCGACGAUCGCUGUGGGUACCAUAAAUGUGGGUCUGGGUUUGAUCGGCCUCCUAGUUGGCCGCCGCUGGCCGUUGCGUCCGUGCUGGUGUCAUGUAUUCUCUCGCAUUUGAUUCAAUCAAAGAUUUUGCUUCAGCAAGCAACCAGUGAAUUGAUGUUUUUUAUUACAGUUUCUGGUUCGUUUUUUUUACAGCACAGUUUCUGGUUCAUGUUUCUUGGGAUGGUUUUGCUGCUAGUUGGGUGA
This is a messenger RNA of Triticum turgidum subsp. durum (durum wheat), 1473 nucleotides long. NCBI's taxonomy places the organism in Eukaryota, Viridiplantae, Streptophyta, Magnoliopsida, Poales, Poaceae. The record is from the annotation of a GenBank genome assembly.